CCCCGGAAUUCCCGCAGGGAAGAGCUUCCAGAGUCGGCCUCCAGGCACCAGCUGCUGGGGCUGAACCUGCUGUUCCUGCUGUCCCAGAACCGCGUGGCCGAGUUCCACACGGAGCUGGAGCGGCUCCCGGCCCCAGACAUCCAGGGGAACCUCUUCAUCCGACACCCCGUGUCCCUGGAGCAGUACCUGAUGGAAGGGAGCUACAACAAAGUGUUCCUGGCCAAGGGCAACAUCCCAGCGGAGAGUUACACCUUCUUCAUCGACAUCCUGCUCGACACCAUCAGGGAUGAGAUCGCGGGGUGCAUCGAAUCCGCCUACGAGCGGAUCCUGUUCCCCGAGGCCGCGCGGAUCCUUUUCUUCAGCUCCCCCCGGAAAAUGACCGACUACGCCAAGAAGCGGGGGUGGGUGCUGGGCCCCUCCAACUAUUACAGUUUUGGGGGGAGGCAGCAGAAAACCGAGGACCCCCCGAUCCCCUCCACGGAAUUGGCCACUCAGGUCAUCGAAUACGCCAGACAGUUGGAGAUGAUCGUCUGAAACUGCCCAAAAACAUCCCAAAAAUACCCCAAAACCACCCCAAAAAUAGGCCAAAAUCACCCCCAAAACACCCAGGUCAUCGAGGACGCCCGGCAGCUGGAGAUGAUCGUCUGAAACUGCCCAAAAACAUCCCAAAAUCACCCCAAAAAUAGGCCAAAAUCAGCCCAAAAACACCCAGGUCAUUGAGGACACCCAGCAGCUGGAGAUGAUCGUCUGAAACUGCCCAAAACCAUCCCAAAAAUAGACCAAAAUCAGCCCAAAAACACCCAGGUCAUUGAGGACACCCAGCAGCUGGAGAUGAUCGUCUGAAACUGCCCAAAAAACACCCAAAAAUACCCCAAAAAUAGGCC
Neopelma chrysocephalum (saffron-crested tyrant-manakin) is the source of this 884-nucleotide messenger RNA. It is a transcript of the gene PSMD8, whose product is annotated as proteasome 26S subunit, non-ATPase 8. The transcript has 4 exons. The annotation marks the transcript as partial. Gene Ontology annotation, biological process: proteasome-mediated ubiquitin-dependent protein catabolic process. The record is from RefSeq and is a predicted model, not a curated record. Gene Ontology annotation, cellular component: proteasome regulatory particle; nucleus; proteasome regulatory particle, lid subcomplex. NCBI's taxonomy places the organism in Eukaryota, Metazoa, Chordata, Aves, Passeriformes, Pipridae.